UCACAUGCUCCUCUCUCCUCUGCUUCCCCACAAAAAGAGAAGAUUUGUUACUUAGCUACUCCUAAAUUCCAACUUAAAAAUAAUAAAUGAUCGCUCGAUCAGUUCAUCUCUAGCUCCUACGCUUUUUGCACAAUGAAAGCCAUGAAAAUGAAGCUUGAAUCUUCUCUCAUCACGCUCCUCUGCUUCAUCUCCCUCGCCUUUCUUCCCUCUUUCGUCUCACCCCAAUCCUGCAAAAAAACCUGCGGCGACCAAUUAAUCAGGUACCCAUUUGGCAGCGGCCCUGGGUGUGGCGACCCCCGAUUUCAGAAGUAUAUAACAUGCAACCAACAGAAGCUCAGCAUGACGACUCAUACCGGCUCUUACCCUGUAAACGCCAUUGACUACGACAACCAGGUCAUCUACAUUCAAGACCCCACCAUGUCAACAUGCUCGUCUACCCAUUCGAGCAAAGGCUUUGGCCUAGACUGGGAUGCCCCAUUUGUAUUCCACGACGACAAUGUCUUCGCCCUCCUUGAUUGCUCCACAUCUUCAUCGCCACUCUACAAAUCCAGCAGCCUCUUUAAUGGCGGUAACAGCUCUGAAAUCCCACUCUGCGAUAACGAGGGCGCGCCCUUCUGCAGCCUCCUCUAUUCCUGCCCUGAAAUCAGCACGCUUAACCUGCCAAUCUCAACAUGUUGUGUUUAUACUCCGGUCGAUCUCGGGCCAGUUUUUAAAAUAGACCUACAGAGGCUGCAAUGCACUUCUUACACUGCUGUUUACAGCUUUAAUGGCCAACAGUCCAAUCCCGAGAGUUGGAACUAUGGCGUGGCUCUGAAGUACCGGUUUAAUGUCAACAACGACUAUCCGAGAGAGUGUAGCACCUGCGAGAGGAGCAAUGGAGUUUGUGGGUACACUGGUUUCUUUAAUUCUUUCAUCUGUAGCUGCAUCACUGGGGUCAAUACUACGACGGAUUGCUAUUUCGAAGCGUACUGGAGCAAUGGUAUAAGGCUCAACCCACCACAGAUUGGGAUUUGGUUGAUUAUUUCUUUGGUAUGGCUUCUAAUUUGGGCCGUGCGGCCUUGUGCAUUCUGUAGAUCAGUAGAUGCAAAUCCCAAGUACAAAGUGAACUAGAAAAGUGAAUCCCUGGUGUUUUAUCUUGUUCUGUUUGUUUGUUGUCGAUGAUCAACAAUUCAACAUAUCAGUCCCAAAAUGAGAAUUCAAUACCUUUUCAUAUAUAGUUAAUUGUCUUGGAGAAGUUGGUUGCAGAUGGUUUUGCACGUAUGUGAGUGGAGCAAGAUGUAGAGGAGCCAAGAAGUAUGAAGAUAGCACUACCAACUCAAAUGAGUCAAUUACCAUUAUUUUGGCAUCUUCCCAGGUCUUAAGUCUGUUCUAUUGUACUGUUAAUACUGUGUUCUGUGAUUGAGAACUGUAGCAAGGAAA
Nelumbo nucifera (sacred lotus) is the source of this 1419-nucleotide messenger RNA. RefSeq names its product Putative membrane lipoprotein. Gene Ontology annotation, molecular function: polysaccharide binding. The record is from RefSeq and is a predicted model, not a curated record. Lineage: Eukaryota; Viridiplantae; Streptophyta; Magnoliopsida; Proteales; Nelumbonaceae.